This is a messenger RNA of Amborella trichopoda, 759 nucleotides long. RefSeq lists its product as uncharacterized. The record is from RefSeq and is a predicted model, not a curated record. NCBI's taxonomy places the organism in Eukaryota, Viridiplantae, Streptophyta, Magnoliopsida, Amborellales, Amborellaceae.
AUGAAGGAUUGCCCUGUGAUAAAGCUGGAGAACCGACUGAAGACUUUGGGUCGAGUAUUUGUUCUUACGAAGCAGGAGGCGAAAGCCUCUACCACAGUGUUUCAAGCUACGCUCUUUGUUUGUGGUAGAGAAGCUAGAAUUUUAAUUGACGCUGGUUCCUCUCAUUCAUUUGUUGCACCUCAUUUUGCAUAUCAAAUGAAUAUUGAGCCUUCACUUCUUGAAUACACAUUAGUAGUGGGCACACCUGUGGGAGAUUCUAUGGAAACAGACAUGGUAUACAAACAAUGUGAGGCUUUUCUUGAGGGGUGUGUCCUUCUAAUAGACUUAAUACUUUUAGAUAUCCAGGACUUUAAUGUUAUUUUGAGCAUGGAUUGGUUGUCUACACACCCUGUCACUGUUGUCUAUUAUAAUAAAACUGUGACCUUUAAACGCCCUAAUCAACCUAAGCUGCACUUUGUUGGUAUCAAGGAUGCUCUCGCUCCACAUUUUAUUUCGACCCUUCGGACUUACCGUCAUUUGGCUAAAGGAGGUGUCAAAUACUUAGCCUAUGUGGUAGAAAAUCGGGACGUCCUGGCUAAGCUAGAAGAGAUACUAGUGGUAAGAGAAUUCCCAAGAACUUUUACCAAAGAGUUGUUAUCUUUGCCUCCAGUAAGGGAGAUAGAGUUUGAGAUGGAUGUGCUCCCUAGUACUGCUCCCAUCUCAAAAGCCCCAUAUUGGAUGGCCCCAGCAGAAUUGAAGGUGCUGAAAGAGAAAUUGUAG